AUGAAUCCCGGGGACCCUGCCCAAACCGGACCGGGUGAAGCCGGUCAGGACGGGCUGGCUAAAGCAGGUGGGCAGGCAGGGUGUUAACGGCAUCCCGUGCCAAGAUCGAUAAUGGGAGAAAAGGCUAAACCGGAGGGACUGGUCACAGCUGCCUGGCACCCGGUAUGGGUGCAUGUAGCCUAUCGUUAACGUGCAGGAAUGUGCCUGUCCGUUACCGUAAGAAAUAGCAUUGGCAGAGCUGUAUAUUCAGCCCAUUAUAGAAUUAGACUAUUUCACCGCAACGUGCAUGGUCAGGGCGGACGAAGCAUUUCCGUUGAGUUUUUGGUCAGUUUGUGUGAAUGAGAGUCCAUCAUGAUGUAAACAUCAUGUAAACAUGUUUCCCAUGCCAAUAAAGCCCAUUGAACUGAAUUGAAUUGAAUUGAGAGAGAGAGAGAGAGAGAGAGAGAGAGAGAGAGAGAGUACAGUAGCAGCCUAGCCUAUAUAUUUUCUCUGUAGCUUGCAGCAUUUGAUCCGCGGUGUUAUAAAACGAUAUCAAUACAGACACACCCACAUAAUCUAUGUGAACGUUUAUUUGAUCGUAUUCUGUCUCGCUUUGACCGUGAUACAGUCCACAAACGGGCGAGCACGGGCCCGAGGUUUUUCGCCAUGAUGUUUCAUCGUCAGCACGUCCAUUCAUUCUCUCUGUGUGUGCAGUAAGCAUGUACAGCUGCUAAAGGCCACGGUGUAGUAGCACCCAUGUUACCGCAGCUGUGUGUGGAAUAAGGCACUAGCUACCACGUUACACACCACACACACACACACACACACACACACACACACACACACAUGAUGCUGAUGCAUGACUAUCAGCAUCACAGAUCUACACCCAAUUUGAUUGUACUGUGCUGCCUUACAGACCUAAAAUAAGGUGUGUGUGUGUGUGUGUGUGUGUGUGUGUGUGUGUGUGUGUGUGUGUGUGUGUGUGUGUGUGUGUGUGUGUGUGUGUGGUGUGUGUGUGUGUGUGUGUGUGUGUGUGUGUGUGUGUGUGUGUGUGUGUGGUGUGUGUGUGGUGUGUGUGUGUGUGUGUGUGUGUGUGUGUGUGUGUGUGUUGUAGCUCAGUUGGUAGAGCAUGGCGCUUGCAAUGCCAGGGUUGUGGGUUCGAUUCCCACGGGGGGUCAGUAUGAAAAAUGUAUGCACUCAGUAACUGUAAGUCGCUCUGGAUAAGAGCGUCUGCUAAAUGACUAAAAUGUAAAUGUAAAUGUUCUCUCUCCAGUGAGCAUGGAUGGUAGAGGUCCCAAUUGGUCCACAGGGCUGCAUCUCAGUAGUCUAAACAGGAGUCCUCUCCUAGUUUCCUCUCCUUUAUCUACACUGAUCUGAAGACACUGGACAACACAAUGUGGUAGAUGCCUCAUCCCCUUGAUUGGUCAAAAGGAGAAGACUACAGCCUAGUGAGGAAUAUAAGGGCUAUGUCUCAACACUUAAAUGGUUUCCUCUUCUUGUCUCUUUUCCCCCUUGAUCUCCACUCCUUCAUCAGCACUGACCUGAAAAACACAGGAUAGGUGAAAGCAACAUUGCAGAUCCUUAGAGGGAAUUUUGCUCACACCCAUCAGGAUGUUUCAUGUCAGAUGGAGGAAAGGAGAUAUUGAGAGGAAAAGGAUUUAAGACUAUUGAGAUGCAUCCCAGUAGGCUGUCUCAUCCCAGGGGCUGGUAAGACAUGGAGAGAAGGGAGGGAGAGGUUGUCACAGCGCGCCUGUGAUCUGCUUCCUUGCUGCUACGCGAACUAUCAGUGAAGGGUUCCUCUACAUUUCUAUUCAUUCCUCCUCUUCCUCUCAACGAUUCUCCCCCUCUCCCUCCCCUCCUCUCAAACCUCUUCUUCCUGAGGUUAUCAUUGGCCCCUGAGCUGGGAAUAUUCAGACACAACGGUGUGUUAAUGCCCUGUUUAUGCUCAGGAUUAGGUGUCUCUCCCACUGCGAUGGAUAAACCUGCCUCUGUACACACACACACACACACACACACACACACACACACACACACACACACACACACACACACACACACACACACACACACACACACACACACACACACACACACACACACACAGGACUUCAGCUCUCACUACUUCUAUAGACCAGCACAGAGGGGCCUACUCACCUUGGAUACCAAGAUUGCAUUCCAAAUGGCACCCUAUUCCCUUUUAUGGUGCACUACUUCUGACCAGGGUCCAUAGGGCUCUCGUCAAAAGUAGUGCACUAUAUAGGGAAUAGGGUGCCUUUUGGGAUGCAGCCCCAAAGGAUUUGUUGGUGCACGCUCCCCUCGCUCAGUCUACUGUGCCUCAAGCAUGCUAGUGUAAUAAUCAUGCUAGAUGACUGAUAAACACACACACACACACACAGAGAGAUUGCAUGGCUGUGUGCUCGAUUUUAUACACUUGUCAGCAACGGGUGUGGCUGAAAUAGCCGAAUCCUCUAAUUUGAAGGGGUGUCCACAUACUUUUGUAUAUGUCCUGAGCUCUCUGGAGCAGGUUUUCAUCAAGGAUCUCUCUGUACUAUGCUCUGUUCAUCUUUGCCUCAAUCCUGACUAGUCUCCCAGUCCCUUCCACUGAAAAACAUCCCCACAGCAUGAUGCUGCCACCACCAUGCUUCACCGUAGGGAUGGUGCCAGGUUUCCUCCAUAUGUGAUGCUUGACAUUCAGGCCAAAGAGUUCAAUCUUGGUUUCAUCAGACCAGAGAAUCUUGUUUCUCAUGGUCUGAGAGUCUUUAGUUGCCCUUUGGCAAACUCAAAGCGGGCUGUCAUGUGCCUUUUACUGAGAAGUGGCUUCCGUCUGGCCACUCUACCAUAAAGGCCUGAUUGGUGGAGUGCUGCAGAGAUGGUUGUCCUUCUGGAAGGUUCUCCCAUCUCCACAGAGGAACUCUGGAGCUCUGUCAGAACUCUGGAGCUCUGACAUGCACUGUCAACUGUAGGACCUUAUAUAGACAGGUGUGUGCCUUUCCAAAUAAUGUCCAAUCAAUUGAAUUUACCACAGGUGGAUUCCAAUCAAGUUGUAGCAACAUCUCAAGGAAACAAGAUGCACCUGAUAAUAUAACAAAAUGUGGAAAAAGUCAAGGAGUCUGAAUACUUUCCAAAGGCACUGUAUGCAGUGUAUAUAGAGCAGUCAGAGCCCCUCUGUCUGGGGGUACACCUUGGUGGGAAUGUAUGCACUGCAGUGUUGUCUAUAAACUGCUUAGGAAUAGUGUGUGUGUGUCUGUGUGUGUGGCUGUGUAUGUUUUAUUCUCAAUCUCGUAGUGUAGUUGUAAUCUGUGUUGCGGUGGUACGCUGUGUGUUGCCUGGCCUAACCUGCUCUUUCGUGUGACCAGCCUGGUCUGUAUAGCCGUGUGUGUGUCUCACGUUCUCUUGUGAUACACAGAGUAACAGUAAUCUGCCUUCGGCGGCACACCGUCCGGCUGUCUGUGUGUGUGUGUGGUUGUACAAGCAAUGCUCUUUUAGUCUUGCAGGGUAAACAUCUGGCAGCACAGUUAUAGGGCCAGCGUGACUAAGCGUAUGCACCUGUCGUUUUCAGAGGGGAAUAGAAACCAUAGAAAGGCAAAGAUAAAGGCAUGAUAUAGUCUUCUGCUUGACCUACAGAUGUUAAACCCUGCCCUGUCUACCUACUAGAUGGAACAUAUUGGUGUGUGUGAUGUUUCCAGUCACCGCUUGGCAGAUGUUGACGGCUGGCAGCCACAGGGAGUUAUUUGUCUUGGUGUGUGUGUGUGUCUGUGGAUGUGUGUGAUAAACAGGGCGUCUGAUAAACAAGGCGUCGGUUGGUUUGGUGCGAUUGUUUUAUUUCUACUUCCUGCCACUCCCUGGAGUUCCGUGUUAUAGGAAGUCUGGAGUGCCCCACUUCCUGUCACAUUGGUUUCCUCUUCCUGUCCUUCGUACCUUCAUGUUCAUUUCUUUGUGCUGCCUGCUUCCUCUUUCCAUCGUUUUCGUGGGUGAAUUCACAAUCGAUAAGGAGUAGCCAAAACCUCCAUAACACACACGCACGCACGAAAGCAUGCACGCGCACACACACACACACACACACACACACACACACACACACACAUAAACCUUUCAACAAACACAAAAUUCAGCGAGCUAUUUCCUACAUCCAAAUGUUUCAUAACAAUGACAUUCAAUGACAUUCUAAUGUGGACUAGAAUGUUAUUGUCUUGGACACACACACAUACACACACAUACAGUGAGGGGGAAAAGUAUUUGAUCCCCUGCUGAUUUUGUUCGUUUGCCCACUGACAAAGAAAUGAUCAGUCUAUAAUUUUAAUGGUAGGUUUAUUUGAACAGUGAGAGACAGAAUAACAACAAAAAAAUCCAGAAAAACACAUGUCAAAAAUGUUAUAAAUUGAUUUGCAUUUUAAUGAGGGAAAUAAGUAUUUGACCCCCUCUCAAUCAGAAAGAUUUCUGGCUCCCAGGUGUCUUUUAUACAGGUAACGAGCUGAGAUUAGGAGCACACUCUUAAAGGCAGUGCUCCUAAUCUCAGUUUGUUACCUGUAUAAAAGACACCUGUCCACAGAAGCAAUCAAUCAAUCAGAUUCCAAACUCUCCACCAAUGGCCAAGACCAAAGAGCUCUCCAAGGAUGUCAGAGACAAGAUUGUAGACCUAACAAGGCUGGAAUGGGCUACAAGACCAUCGCCAAGCAGCUUGGUGAGAAGGUGACAACAGUUGGUGUGAUUAUUCGCAAAGUGGAAGAAACACAAAAUAACUGUCAAUCUCCCUCGGCCUGGGGCUCCAUGCAAGAUCUCACCUUGUGGAGUUGCAAUGAUCAUGAAAACGGUGAGGAAUCAGCCCAGAACUACACGGGAGGAUCUUGUAAAUGAUCUCAAGGCAGCUGGGACCAUAGUCACCAAGAAAACAAUUGGUAACACACUACGCCGUGAAGGACUGAAAUCCUGCAGCGCCCGCAAGGUCCCCCUGCUGAAGAAAGCACAUAUACAGGCCCGUCUGAAGUUUGCCAAUGAACAUCUGAAUGAUUCAGAGGAGAACUGGGUGAAAGUGUUGUGGUCAGAUGAGACCAAAAUCGAGCUCUUUGGCAUCAACUCAACUCGCCGUGUUUGGAGGAGGAGGAAUGCUGCCUAUGACCCCAAGAACACCAUCCCCACUGUCAAACAUGGAGGUGGAAACAUUAUGCUUUGGGGGGGGGGUUUCUGCUAAGGGGACAGGACAACUUCACCGCAUCAAAGGGAUGAUGGACGGGGCCAUGUACCGUCAAAUCUUGGGUGAGAACAUCCUUCCCUCAGCCAGGGCAUUGAAAAUGGGUCGUGGAUGGGUAUUCCAGCAUGACAAUGACCCAAAACACACGGCCAAGGCAACAAAGGAGUGACUCAAGAAGAAGCACAUUAAGGUCCUGGAGUGGCCUAGCCAGUCUCCAGAUCUUAAUCCCAUAGAAAAUCUGUGGAGGGAGUUGAAGGUUCGAUUUGCCAAACGUCAGCCUAGAAACCUUAAUGACUUGGAGAAGAUCUGCAAAGAGGAGUGGGACCAAAUCCCUCCUGAGAUGUGUGCAAACCUGGUGGCCAACUACAAGAAUCGUCUGACCUCUGUGAUUGCCAACAAGGGUUUUGCCACCAAGUACAAAGUCAUGUUUUGCAGAGGGGUCAAAUACUUAUUUUCCUCAUUAAAAUGCAAAUCAAUUCAUAACAUUUUUGACAUGCAUUUUUCUGGAUUUUGUUGUUGUUAUUCUGUCUCUCACUGUUCAAAUAAACCUACCAAAUAAAUUAUAGACUGAUCAUUUCUUUGUCAUUGGGCAAAUGUACAAAAUCAGCAGGGGAUCAAAUACUUUUUUCCCUCACUGUAUACACACACACCUACACACACACCUACACACACACCUACAUACACACACACACACACACACAACGGUUUGCUUGCAGAGCAGAUACACAGUAUGACUAACACAGUGAGAGAGCAGCCUCUUGGUGACUUGGAGAGGUCAGCUAGACCCCUUGAACUACAUACUCUUACCUUCUCCUCCCUCCCUCCCUCCCUCCCUCCCUCCCUCCCUCCCUCCCUCCCUCCCUCCUCCCUCCCUCCCUCCCUCCCUCCCUCCCUCCCUCCCUCCCUCCUUGCCCUUCCCUCCCUCCCUCCCUCCCUCCCUCCCUCCCUCCCUCCCUCCCUCCCUCCCUCCCUCCCUCCCUCCCUCCCUCCCUCCCUCCCUCCCUCCCUCCCUCCCUCCCUCCCCCCCCCCCCUCCCUCCCUCCCUCCCUCCCCCCCUCCCUCCCUCCCUCCCUCCCUCCUUGCCCUUCAUCCCUCCCUCCCUGUCAUCCCUUGCUACCCCUACCUUUUCCAAAUACUGUACACACACACACAGCCUGAGGAAGGGCGGGUGAGAAGGUCUGCCCCCUCACUCUCUUUCCUCUGGUACUGGAUGGGAGACUGCAGUGCUACGUACACACACCUACACACACAGACACACACACACAGACACACACACACACACGCGUGCGCACACACACACACACACACACACACACACACACACACACACACACACACACACACACACACACACACACACACACACACAAACACACACAGACACACACACACACACACACACAAACAAACACACACACACACACACAAACAAACACAGACACACGGGCGCGCACACACACACACACACACACACACACACACAAACAAACACACACACACAGACACACACACAAACACACAAACAAACACACACAGACACGAGCACACACACACACACACACAUACACACACACACACAAACAAACACACACACACCCCCUCACACCAGUGCUCCGCAAACACCCCCCCCUACCUUUGUCUCUGCCCUAUGCCCCAGUAACCCAGCUGUUCCAGUCAGGAUUAUACCCACAUCAGAUUACACUAACAGGUCUAAACACCAGAUGUGUUUUGUCUGCUGUCUACAUGCUGUCACAGCAACCUAUUCACACCGCAUACACACAAUCACAACAGACAGACACAUUUAUUGCCAGUCAUUUAAUGUGAUAGUGUAAUUACAACCUGCUGCUCUAACCCUACUUCUUUCUCUCCCUCAUUCUCCAGUGGAGAUUGUUGUUGGGUAUGGCUGUUUAUUUCUGAUCCAGGAACAAAAUACUGUUUACAUACAGGGAGAUUGGAUAUGUAACUAUCUGCCUAUAUCCCCUCCCCCUCUCCCCCCACUGUCUUUUCUCUGUCUCCCCCUCUACCCCACCCUCUCUCUUCUCUGUCUCCCCCUCCCCCUCCCCCCCCACUCUCUCUUCUUUCUGUCUCCCUCUCCCCCUCUCCCCUCCUCUCUCUCUUCUCCGUCUCCCCCUCCCCCCCACUCUCUCUCUUCUCUGUCUCCCCCUCCCCCUCUCCCCCCACUCUCUCUUCUUUCUGUCUUCCGCUCCCCCUCCCCCUCUACCCUCCACUCUCUCUUCUCUCCUUUCUCUCUUCUCUCUGUCUCCCCCUUUCCUCCCCCUCUCUCUCUCUUCUCUGUCUCUCCUCUCUGUCUCUCUUCUCUCUGUCUCUCUUCUCUCUGUCUCUCUUCUCUCUGUCUCUCUUAUCUCCCUCUUCCCCCUCCUCCUUCUCCCUCCUCCUCCCUCACUCUCUUCUCUAGGGGGUGCGCAGGGGGAGGGGGUGAGAGCGGUGGAUGUGCUGACUGUUCUGAGGGAGAAAGUGGCCUUUGUUUCAGGUGAGUCUAGGACGGCCCUGUCACAUUUUGUUCCCAAGUAUCUUUUCCAAGCUCCCUCCAUCCCCUUGCUCCAUGCCAUUUCGUUCCCUUGUUUCGUUCCCUUGUCCCUUCACCUAACUCUUUACCCUUGUCCGACCUAGCCCCUCCCCUAGGCUGAAAUGGUAAAUGUCCUUGUUGAGUGUCUUGGUUCAAAACCUCUCUGGUAAUGAUGUGUUAUGUUGCUUUUUGAUGAUGUCACUGUCCAAGGGGGGAGGGACAAGAGAGGCGGGCCCAUCCUCACCUUCCCAGCGCGGACCAAUCACGAUAGAGUGAAACAGGAAGAUCUAAGCAGACUGGUCACUUAUCUGUCCACCAUACCCAGGUAACAUUAUUAUUCUAUCAUUCUAUCUGUCCAUCCCUCCAUCAUACCCAGGUAACACUAUCACUCAAUUAUUCUAUAACUACCUCACCAUCUCUAUAACUCUAUUGCAUCAUCCCUGUAUCACACCGUCAGUGUAUUAUCUCUAUAACUCUGUUGCAUCAUCCCUGUAUCACACCGUCAGUGUAUUAUCUCUAUUGGCCAGUAUGAAAAAUUUAUGCACUCAUUAACUGUAAGUCGUUCUGGAUAAGAGCGUCUGCUAAAUGACUAAAAUGUAAAAUGUAAAUGUAUUGCAUCAUCCCUGUAUCACACUGUCAGUAUAUUAUCUCUAUAGCAUCAUCCCUGUAUCACACUGUCAGUGUAUUAUCGCUAUAGCAUCAUCCCUGUUUCACACCGUCAGUGUAUUAUCUCUAUAGCAUCAUCCCUGUGUCACAUCGUCAGUGUAUUAUCGCUAUAGCAUCAUCCCUGUAUCACACUGUCAGUGUAUUAUCUCUAUAGCAUCAUCCCUGUAUCACACUGUCAGUGUAUUAUCGCUAUAGCAUCAUCCCUGUUCACACCGUCAGUGUAUUAUCUCUAUAGCAUCAUCCCUGUGUCACAUCGUCAGUGUAUUAUCUCUAUAGCAUCAUCCCUGUAUCACACCGUCAGUGUAUUAUCGCUAUAGCAUCAUCCCUGUUUCACACCGUCAGUGUAUUAUCUCUAUAGCAUCAUCCCUGUGUCACAUCGUCAGUGUAUUAUCUCUAUAGCAUCAUCCCUGUGUCACAUCGUCAGUGUAUUAUCUCUAUAGCAUCAUCCCUUUAUCACACUGUCAGUGUAUUAUCGCUAUAGCAUCAUCCCUGUAUCACACCGUCAGUGUAUUAUCGCUAUAGCAUCAUCCCUGUAUCACACCAUCAGUGUAUUAUCUCUAUAGCAUCAUCCCUGUAUCACACCGUCAGUGUAUUCCUCUAAUCUUUCUCUUUCUUCAUAAUUUACACUGAUAUAUCCCCUCUCUCUCUCUCCCUCUCUUCCGCUCCCUGACUCGCCCCCUUCCUUCACCAUAUCUUUCUCUCUCUCCCCUCCCCUAUCUCCCUGACUCUUCCCCUCUCCUUUACUCUCCGUUACUCUAUCUUUGUCUCUCCUCUCCCUCUCCCUAACACUCUCUCACCCCUCCCCUCUCUCUCUCUACUUGACUCUCCCUCGCCCUCUCUUUCCCCUGACUCUGUCUCUAUAUCCUCUCUCUCUCCGUCUCUCGCUCUUCCUGACCCCACCUCUUCCCCCCAUCCUCUCUCUCUCUUUUCAGUGAUGACGUGCGUGCCAGGGGCUUCACGGUGGUAGUAGACAUGCGUGGUUCUAAGUGGGAGAGCGUCAAGCCGUUGCUACGGACACUCCAGGAGGGGUUCUCCACCCACAUUCACACGGCCCUCAUCAUCAAACCAGACACCUUCUGGCAGAAGCACAAGACCAACCUGGGCAGCGCCAAACUCAGCUUUGAGGUGUGUGUGGGUGUGUGUGUGCAUUUGUAGAGUGUAUUGUUUCUAACUAUAAUUUAUCCCCUUCUCUCAUCUCUCUCUCCUUCUCUCUCUCUCAAUCCUCUCGCCCCACCCCCUCUCUCUCUCUUUCCCCCCUCUCCCUCUCUCUUUCCCCCUCUCCCUCUCUCUUUCCCCCUCUCCCUCUCUCUUUCCUGCUCUCCCUCUCUCUUUCCCCCUCUCCCUCUCUUUCCCCCUCUCCCUCUCUCUUUCCCCCUCUCCCUCUCUCUUUCCCCCCUCUCCCUCUCUCUUUACCCCCUCUCCCUAUCUCUUUCCCCCUCUCCCUCUCUCUUUCCCCCUCUCCCUCUCUCUUUCCCGCUCUCCCUCUCUCUUUCCCACUCUCCCUCUCUCUUUCCCCCUCUCCCUCUCUCUUUCCCUCUCUCCCUCCAGACCAGUCUAGUGUCUGUGGAGGGCCUGUCCAAGCUGGUGGACCCGUCCCAGCUGUCCGCUGACCUGGGCGGUUCUCUGGAGUAUGACCAUGUGGAGUGGACGGAGCUACGGCUGGGCCUGGAGGAGUUCUCAGGGGCUGCUGGACAGCUGCUGGCCCAACUAGAGCAGCUGGAGGCUGGGCUGACCCGUGUAGGCGAGCCCCAGGGCGUGGAUGAGGCCCGCAAGUAAGACGGAUACAGAUGUGUGUGUGUGUGUGGCUGGUGCAGUAAGCUAUGUGUUUUGUGUCUGUGUGUGUGUUCAUGCUGUGUGUUUAUGUAUGUGUGUGUUUGACCAGGCUGCUAGAGGAGCAUGGCCGACUACGUACCACCGUUGCCACGGCUCCCAUCGACGCCAUCGACCGCGAGGGGCGGAGCUUGCUCCAGCGCAUGCGGCUUGGCCCCGCCCACAGCGGCGAAGCCCCUAGCGACGCGCCCAGCAGUAGCCAAGGUUAUGGAAGCUGGUUGUCGGGUGGGGCUGAUUUCCAGAGUGUAGCGCCGAAGGUGGCCGCCCUGCUGGAGAGGCUGCAGACUGCCAGGACACACCUGCAGCAGAGCUGGACCGAACGGAAAGCUCACCUAGACCAGGUCUUACAGCUGCACCUAUACGAACAGGACGCUGCCAAG
Molecule: messenger RNA, 10570 nt
Organism: Coregonus sp. 'balchen'
Lineage: Eukaryota; Metazoa; Chordata; Actinopteri; Salmoniformes; Salmonidae
Source: the annotation of a GenBank genome assembly